Diatraea saccharalis (sugarcane borer) is the source of this 5553-nucleotide messenger RNA. The record is from the annotation of a GenBank genome assembly. Lineage: Eukaryota; Metazoa; Arthropoda; Insecta; Lepidoptera; Crambidae.
AGUCCCGCUUCAGAUGGCGAGCGGUGCGCCCGUGUACAGUCCGCGUGUCCGCACCCCGUACGCGAGCGCGUAGUAUCCCGCGAGCCGAGACCCCGCGAGUGACAUCGGCGGAGUGCCGCUCCCAGCCGCCCCUGCCAUGCGCCGGCACUGAGCCAGCGCGCACCACCAUGCCGCGCGUUAAGCCUGCCUGCGUCCGACGCGUCUCCAUCGGAGAAAGCUCCGGGUCGUGUUCUGAAGAAGAAAUAAACAAUGUAUCGGACGAAAUCAGAGACAGGCCAGAGGCCCAUAUGUGUCCACGAUGCCAAGAGCAGUUCGAGAGUCUACAUGAGUUCCUUUAUCACAAGCGACUGUGCGAUGAGAAAGCCCUUCAAAUGGGGGAGGAACGAAUGCACUCCGACCCCGAGGAGAUGGUCGUCUCCGGGGACGAGGAGAUGGAUGGCCCUAAUAAACGACUAGAACAAGUUAGGCGGCAUAGACAGGAUGCCGAAAAUAAUAAUAGCCUCGAAGAUGGCGAGGCGGAGGUGCCCGAAGCCGACGUACCACCAGUAGGACUACCAUUCCCUGUCGCCGGUCACGUUACACUCGAGGCGUUACAAAACACAAAAGUAGCCGUAGCACAAUUCGCCGCAACCGCAAUGGCAAACAACGCCGACAACGAAGCGGCUUUACACGAACUAGCCGUAUUACAAAGCACACUAUUUACGCUGCAACAUCAACAAGUAUUCCAACUGCAAUUAAUACGACAACUGCAAAAUCAAUUAUCGUUAACGAGGCGGAAAAGCGAUCAUAACCCGAGUCCUCCGCCGAGUGAACCGGAGCCCAUCAUGCCAGCGCCCACCGCUCGAUCACCGUCGCCGCCUCGUCCGCCACGGGAGCCAACUCCUGCUGCACCCACUCCUCCCACUAGCCAAAGCUUGCCUUCAACCCAUGCGCAUCUUACCCCAAAAACAGAGCCUCUUUCUAUUCCUAAAAUUCCAACAUCAUCCCCACCAAUGAUGACACACCCACCCUACAGCUCCAUAUCGUCAUCAUUAGCAUCAUCGAUCAUCACGAAUAACGAUCCACCGCCGUCCCUCAACGAACCUAAUACACUCGAAAUGCUUCAAAAACGCGCACAAGAAGUGCUAGAUAACGCAUCCCAAGGUCUAUUAGCAAAUAAUCUUGCCGAUGAAUUAGCUUUUCGUAAAUCUGGAAAGAUGUCUCCCUAUGACGGAAAGUCCGGAGGACGGAACGAGCCUUUCUUUAAGCAUCGCUGUCGAUAUUGUGGAAAAGUUUUUGGGAGCGACUCAGCAUUACAAAUCCACAUCCGAUCUCACACAGGUGAACGUCCUUUUAAAUGCAACGUUUGUGGAUCUCGAUUUACAACCAAAGGAAACCUAAAAGUACAUUUCCAAAGACACACCGCUAAAUUUCCACACGUUAAGAUGAAUCCUAAUCCAGUGCCAGAACAUUUGGAUAAAUAUCAUCCACCAUUAUUAGCACAGUUAUCACCGGGGCCGAUUCCUGGGAUGCCUCCCCAUCCGCUACAGUUCCCUCCAGGCGGGCCGGCUCCUUUCCCGCCGAGCUUGCCACUGUACAGGCCACCACAUCAUGACUUAUUACCACCUCGUCCUCUCGGAGACAAACCACUUCCACCUCAUCCACUUUUCGCAAUGCGAGAAGAACAAGAUGCUCCGGCUGAUCUCAGUAAACCUUCCGCGCCGAGCCCUUCCCGAUCUGCACCUGAAGUUAAAUCUGAACCACAAGACGAAGAAAGUCAUCGUGAAUCAAGUUUUGAAGAAACAGAUCGUGUAUCACCUAAACGCGAACUUGAUGAAAACGAGACCGCACAGGAUAAUGAACAAGACAGAUAUCCAUCUACAUCACCAUACGAUGACUGCAGCAUGGACUCAAAAUACAGCAAUGAAGAUCAAAUCGGCAGAGAUAGUCCGCACAUGAAGCCCGAUCCAGAUCAACCGGAAAAUCUCUCAAGUAAGAAUUCACCGAUAUCUGGGCCAAUUUCAAUAGCGACGGGACUUCGUACCUUUCCUUCAUUUCCCUUGUUUCCUCAAUCUCCACCUAGCAGUAUGUCCUCUGGUAGUAUAACGCCAUUCAAUAUAUCCCAUAGUGUUGUUGACACUGACUUAUCAAGAGACCCUAUGUUUUACAAUUCCUUAUUACCGCGGCCCGGUAGCAAUGACAACUCUUGGGAAAGUUUAAUAGAAAUAACUAAAACAUCGGAGACAUCAAAAUUACAACAAUUAGUAGACAACAUCGAUAAUAAACUUAAUGAUCCUAAUGAAUGUAUAGUUUGUCAUCGCGUACUUUCAUGUAAAAGUGCUUUGCAAAUGCAUUAUCGAACACACACCGGUGAACGGCCUUUCCGUUGCAAAUUGUGUGGUCGAGCAUUUACGACUAAAGGCAAUUUAAAGACGCACAUGGGCGUCCAUCGCAUAAAACCUCCAACUCAAAUGUUGCAUCAAUGUCCAGUAUGUCAUAAGAAAUUUGCAGACCCUGCUAUUUUACAUCAACAUAUAAGACACCACACGGGUGAGCGCGUCAACACUUCUUACGAUCCAACCCAGAACAUUGAUAUUAAUGCUUUUCCAUCAUCGAACAGCGGGUCAGAUGUCAACGACUAUCCUUACCGACCCGUACCUCCUCCGAUGUUUCCCACCCUAUCCACUCCCGGCGACCGACGGGCGGACUCCCGCGGGACCGACGAUGAGAGCGGCCGGGACGAGCGCGAGCCCGCUAUUCGGGAGUUCGACGACGACUCUGAUAUGAAAGUUUGUCGAACUUCGCCGCUCUCCGUCUGCGCCUCGGCGUCCGAAUGCGAAGUAAAAACCUUCACCACAACGGCUUCCCUCCCAUCGGCGACAGGUUCGGAGAGCGGGCGGAGCGCACGGGCCUCGCCGCCGUCGCCGACGAUGUCGACGCUGUCGACGCCGCCGCGACUGCCGCCACAUUCGCCGCAGCUGUCACCGCCCGGGCCGCUUGCCGCGCUCGGCGCUCUCGGCGGAUCACCCUUCAGCCCACUCGGACUCGCGUUUCCUCCCGCAGUGCGCGGCAACACAACGUGUAACAUCUGCUACAAGACAUUCGCCUGCAACUCGGCGCUUGAGAUUCAUUACCGCAGCCACACCAAGGAACGACCUUUUAAGUGCUCCGUCUGCGAUCGCGGUUUUUCUACAAAGGGCAACAUGAAGCAGCACAUGUUGACGCACAAAAUUCGCGACAUGCCCCCCGGUUUCGACAAAGCGCCCCCGACUCCCAAUGACGAGCCCCGAGAGCCGAGCCCCGACAGACGGUCAUCGCCAGACAAGAUGGACCUCAAGAGAUCGCCGCCGGCGCUCCCACCGAUGUCGCACGCACCUCCUAUAGAUAUGCCGCCAAUGCCGAAACGACCUAGCGUACCCAGCGGCCCCACCCAUCCGCCGCCGCCGACGUCAUCUAAACAUCUGUGCGGAGUUUGCCGCAAGAACUUCUCGUCAUCGUCUGCUCUACAAAUCCAUAUGCGAACCCAUACUGGCGACAAGCCGUUUCGUUGUGCUGUCUGCCAAAAAGCUUUCACUACAAAGGGGAAUCUGAAGGUGCACAUGGGAACACACAUGUGGAGUGGGGGCGCUUCUAGACGAGGUCGCCGCAUGUCGCUGGAAUUGCCUCCGCGGCCAUUGCACGAGCCUCACGAUCUUCUAAGGCGUCCUGAUUUAUUCUAUCCAUAUCUGCCCGCGCCAUUCCUCAACGGCAUGCAGCAAAAGCUGAACGAAAUAUCAGUGAUCCAACAGAGCGCGGGUCAAAAUGGAGUCGGCAAAUUCCCCGGCUUACUCGGUUUCGGUGCAUUCGCCGGAGCAAGACCCGGCGCCGCAUCGCCAUUAGAAAGGCCACCAUCGUUAGAAGGUGGCGACGAACGGCAAGCGGCAAUGAGAGAAUUGGCUGAACGUGGACGGGAAUUGGCCGAAAGAAGUCGGCAGUUACGCGAGGAAAACGAUUACCGCUCACCGCCCGCGCAUACACCCCUCGCCCCUCCCCCUACCCAACCCUCCUCCCCCGCCCCUCAUCACCCGCACCCUCAUCCCCUCGCGUCCCUCCCUCCCCCCGCCCGCACCGAAGGCCUCACCGUCUGAAAACCCUAACAUUCCAACAAAAUCCAACAGCGAGGGCCGAUGACUUAUCAAAGUGUCAUGUUAAUAUUGUACAAAUAUUAGUAGAAUAAAUGAAAUUAAGGGACUGAUAAAUUACGACGAAGCGAGUGUUGUAGCAUAAUGUGCAAAGUGUAGAGCUAUGUAACGAAAUGUUAUUCCGCGUGUUUCAUACGCCUAGUAUUAUUGUAAUUAACUUAUAUGCACGAGUACGGGCCUGGGGCAAUCGGGGACUCGACGAGCCCCACGUUUAUGUCAUUACUCUGUGAUAGUGCACAUUCGAGAGGCUGUGUCUUCUGUAACUGGAUGACGACGUUUAGGAAUCGGCUAACCUUCAUCUUUAGAUGCAGUCUAAUGUGCUAUGACAUGAAAUAUUAUUAAAUUAUCCCAAAAAUUAAUUAUCUUAAAUCUAUAUCUAUUAAUGUAAAUAAAUUGUAACAUAAAGUCGAGCGUAUAUAGCAUAUGUAUUUCAAUUUAUAAAAAAAAACUAUUGUUACUGUAACUGGAGGGCGAUAUGCAUGAUUUUUAUCUCCACAUUCCAACUGAAUUAUAUAAUUUAGAGUACUCAGAACACGAGGAGAUACUUUAUAUAUUUAAAAUAUGUGAAACGAUAAAACUAGAAACACUAACUGGUAUGGCCAGUUCUAAUUUAACAAUCCAACAAACCAAUAGAAACAAUGUAUCAUCAAAAUUCCAGACCUAUGUAUAAAUGACAUACCUAUUCCAUAUUAGGUAUUCAAUACUCUACUACAUUUAAGUAAAUUAACAGAGGUUAAUGACGUAUUCAUAUCAUGUAAAUUAUAAAAAAAGUAUUUGCAUUUGAGGUCUAUAGUUGUAAGUAUUUAGAGUCAUAGAUAUAAUGUUGCUUUAGAAUAUUACAACAUAUCUUUGUAAAAAAAAACGGGAGCGGCUGGUAUUGAAACAAAUAUUAGAACUUGAAAUGUUUACUAUUUAGUUUGUUUCAAGUCACUCUCUAGGCAGACUGACCAACUUAUUGUCCAUACGAAACAUUUCUUUCCAAAUGUGCAUUUUGUGAAUGCUUAUUUUAGUCACUUAUGGUAGAUUUGAUACUAAGUUAACGAAAAAAAAAUUGCAUUCACUGCGUUUUAUAUUUUGAGUACAUUAGAUAUCUGUGUAUAAAUUUCCUAUUAAAUUAUUUAUGUAAACUAUAAAUCAUGCAUACACUCUUAGUAUUAAACGGAUGCUUGUGAGGCGAUAGGGCUCAUUGAAUAAUUUAGUUGUAGGGUAAAUUUUCAUAGCACCUACGAUUUAAUUUCAAGUUGCGAAUAGAAAUAGAUAAGUAGUGUUAGUCAUGAAUAUGAUGUGUCAUGUCAUGUCAGUAUAAAUAAUCAUUGUAAAUUAUUAAAUGUUUAUGUAAAUGUCCAAAAAGUAUUCAAAUUAUUUAAAAAAAAACAAUUAUAGUGAUAAUUCC